UAAAUACAAAGUCUCUGUGACAAUUUGGUACACUGCGAACGACUUAACGGUAUCAUUUUCUCAAAAGAUAUAACUCCUUUCGAACCUUUUUUCUCGUUAAAAUUGCCCACAUUAUGACCCCGCCCCAGAGUGUUCUUCUUCGUUCACAACACUUGAGUCGCUAACUUUUCAUUCUCCAAUUCACCACUCGCUUCAUAUGCACGCACAGUUGUUAAGACAAACUUGACACAAGCGCACCAUAUAAUCAACAUCUUGAAGAGCUUGCUGUGUUGUUCCUUUUGCCCCCCCUUCAACGAAACUGUACUAAUUAAAUAAGAUUUGUGAUUUUUUGUUCAAAUUAAAAUCUCCAUGGAAGGUCGACAGAUUCUUUCCAGAUUCUGUCCAAAAUCAUCUUCAGUGUCAUCUAUUCCAAUUGUGAAGCAGCAAUACUCUCUAAAGUUCCCUCUUUUACCUUCUUCAUCGUCGCAUCUUUCUAGUCAAUCUCAGAAUCUCGAUGUUCCUAGCAGAGCUGUCCAUCCUAUCAGCAUUGUGCACAAAGAAGUGUGUUCUAGUUCUUGGAGGAGGAUAUGGUGUAGUAGUAGUAGUAGUAGUAGUAGUAGUAGUAGUAGUGCUGCAGAACCAAAGGAGGGCCAUGAGGUAACGGCUCAGGUCACGGUGGGAAGGAAAAAGCUAGCAGUUUUCGUGUCUGGUGGAGGAUCCAACUUCAGAGCCAUUCACGAGGCCUCCAAAAGGGGAUCACUUCAUGGAGAUGUUCUUGUGUUGGUCACAAAUAAAAGUGAUUGUGGAGGUGCGGGGUAUGCAAGAAAUAACGGUAUCCCAGUUAUAUUGUACCCUAAAGCAAAGGAUGAAUCCAAUCCAAGUGACCUUGUUGAGACACUAAGGAAAUUCAAGGUUGAUUUUAUUCUUUUAGCUGGAUACCUCAAACUUAUACCAGUGGAAUUGAUCCGAGCUUACGAAAGAUCUAUAUUCAACAUUCAUCCAUCACUUCUUCCAGCUUUUGGAGGCAAGGGCUUUUAUGGCAUGAAAGUGCAUAAAGCAGUAAUUGCUUCUGGAGCAAGGUUUUCAGGUCCUACGAUUCAUUUUGUUGAUGAACACUAUGAUACAGGGCGUAUCCUUGCACAGCGUGUUGUCCCUGUGCUUGCCAAUGAUACUGCUGAAGAGUUGGCUGCAAGGGUUCUCAAAGAGGAGCACCAAUUAUAUGUGGAGGUGGUGGAGGCUUUAUGUGAAGAGCGUGUGGUUUGGAGGAAAGAUGGUGUUCCUCUCAUACAAAGCAAAGAAAACCCCAAUGAGUUUCGCUGAUAAUCAUUGAUAUGGGGAUUUUGGUUGGAGGUUUUGCUUAUGAAAUCUUCGCACUUACCCCAAAUACAGUUAAUGAAUUGUAAUUAUUAGGUAGGUAAUUUCUGGUGCACUCAUGUUGUCCCAAAUCCAAAAAUGUAAUAACUAGGAAGUCACAAACUUUUUCCUGAUCUGUUCUGCUCAAACUGUUAAUGUGCUCUCGGUGGAUUUUAAAAUCGUGUCACUGGUCAUAUUUUUGGAGUCUUUCAUUCCGCUUACAAGAUUCCAUUUACGUAUCAUGAUUGUUCUCCAAAAUAAAGAAAUUAUCUACUGCACUAUUUGGAUAAGAAUUUUGAUGUGCUGUUAGACAUUUUAUCCUAA
Molecule: messenger RNA, 1656 nt
Organism: Glycine soja
Lineage: Eukaryota; Viridiplantae; Streptophyta; Magnoliopsida; Fabales; Fabaceae
Product: phosphoribosylglycinamide formyltransferase, chloroplastic-like
Exons: 7
Coding region: 349-1299 (316 amino acids)
Biological process (GO): 'de novo' IMP biosynthetic process
Cellular component (GO): chloroplast; cytoplasm
Molecular function (GO): phosphoribosylglycinamide formyltransferase activity
Source: RefSeq, a predicted model, not a curated record